AUGUUGAUGCUCGUGCUUUUAUGUCUGUUUUCCAUGACCCUCGCCGGCUAUUACGAGGACCAGUACGAGAAGAUGAGGAAAGACUUGGAGGGCAAGAACAUAACUUGGAAGUUUGGUCUCAACGACGCGUUCCGAAACAUGUCCAAAAAGCAAUUAGAAGCCCUUUCCGGUUCAUGGAUAAUGCUGUUUGACGUGGCGAGAAUGCCAUUGGCCAACCGAUGGAAAAUCUGGUCAUAA
Messenger RNA from Soboliphyme baturini, 237 nucleotides. Lineage: Eukaryota; Metazoa; Nematoda; Enoplea; Dioctophymatida; Soboliphymatidae. The record is from the annotation of a GenBank genome assembly.